UGUGUGUGUGUGUGUGUGUGUGUGUGUGUGUGUGUGUGUGUGUGUGUGUUUGUGCAUCCUGACAGCCAAUCAGCUCCUUGCCAGCUCUCUCCCCUCCUCCGCAGGACUGUCCAUGGCCCAUAUUUUGCAUUGAUCAGCUGUACCGUAUUCACAGCUGCGCAGUGACAUUCAUCCAGCCGACUGCAGACAUAAAUUCAUCUUGACCACGGGGCUGCAUCUGCAAAAAUGGCUUCUCAGGCAGAGUUUGAGAAAUUGGCAGAGGAUGUGAAGAAAGUGAAGACGAGGCCUACAGACGAGGAGCUGCUGGAGCUCUAUGGCCUUUAUAAGCAGGCAACCGUAGGAGAUGUUAACACCGAAAGACCAGGAAUGCUGGACUUCAAAGGAAAAGCAAAGUGGGACGCAUGGAACUCCAGGAAAGAAAUGUCCAAGGACGAUGCCAUGUCGGCCUACAUUGCACUUGCAAAGGAAGUCAUCAGCAAAUAUGGCAUGUAAAGCUUCAAAUGAACGGAAGGGGCAUGAUUAAUGCAAAACGACGACAGUCUACUAACGCAAUAAUGAAACAAUGAGAAAUUUGCUGUGGUAAUAUUUCGUGUUUUGUUUUUUUAUACAUGGAUUAUAAAAUGAACAACUUCCAUGCAUCCUUUAAGUAAGACAUAUUAGCUAAUUACUGUUUUUACUAAUUUAUGUAGAUUAGCCUUGUAACCUCAUGUACAAAGCAAAACACAUUCAAUUUAAAUGUAGCCUGAUUAUUCAUCUAACCAGCAGAAACACAAUGCUGUGAAAUGUAAAAAUAAAACCUCUUUGAACACUGUU
This is a messenger RNA of Eleginops maclovinus (Patagonian blennie), 813 nucleotides long. RefSeq names its product acyl-CoA binding domain containing 7 (gene acbd7). Lineage: Eukaryota; Metazoa; Chordata; Actinopteri; Perciformes; Eleginopidae. Gene Ontology annotation, molecular function: fatty-acyl-CoA binding. The coding region runs from base 226 to 492 and encodes 88 amino acids. The transcript has 4 exons. Gene Ontology annotation, biological process: fatty acid metabolic process. The record is from RefSeq and is a predicted model, not a curated record.